AUGAACUUCUUAAAAAUUUUUCAGAGUGACAAGAAAAGCAGCAAGGAAUCUGAAGAUCCACCCAACAGUGAAGGGCCAAAAGAAAAUGACACAGCCUCCGCCCCUGUGACAAAUGACGUAGGGCUGAAUUACAGCCAAGGCGUUAACACGGAGGAGGGGUGCACUAACAUAUCUCCCCCCUUGGGGAAUUGUGAAGAAGUCAAUACGGGUAGCCGUGCGGAUGGUUCGGUCAGACAGAUGGAUUUUGAAAAGGGCGCAAAUGGUUUAAUGACCCAGCCCGCAGACCCAGGGGUGCACUUUCCGCAUGGCGUAACGGGUGUGGGUGAAGCGGGACCUAGCGCUUCGAAUAUUCACUCGGUAGGAGUGCACCCGGUAGGGGUCCCCCCUGUUGACAUGCCCCCACCCCAAUUCGACCCUCAGUUUGGUGGACCUGGCAUGUGCCAACAAAAGGAAAACUACGCCUACCCCAAUGGAGAGCUCUACCACUCACACGUGAAGCAGAUGAAGUCAGACCCAUCCUACCCAUGCAACACUUACGACACCAGUGCCAAUGAUACGUAUGGUGGCGGGGGUCAUGGGAGGACACAUAACAAUAGUAACGUUAACAUAAGUAGAGGUCACUCCAGUCAGUACGUAACUAACCAUGGGGUGGGUCACAAUGUAGAGUAUCUUCCCCCUGCAGAAAAACACAUGACCAAUUUUGCUAAGCAAAAUUAUUAUGUUAAUUCAACACCCACCGAUCUUCAUAUGAACAACGGAAAGGGAAACGUCUCAUCGUUUGAGGACAAAACGGGUAGGACUUAUGUCGACCCAAAGGGUAACUACAUGCAGCAUAAUAAAAAUUACAAUCAUAAUCAAAUUGUGGGAGACCCAUACACAGGUAAUGCCUCCUCAUUGCCAACCCUACCAUAUGGGUAUGACCAGCAUGUGAAUAGCAACAGUGGAACAAAUCGGACCGUAGUAACUACCCCUGGAGGAAUGAAUAAAAGUCAUGAUUACUCCUUCCCCUCUGAAGCAUUUUCCCCAGCCCAAGGCACACGACCACAUUUGCCAAACAACCUAAUGCACCCUUACCAAUACCAAUUAAAUGAUAUACAUUUUACACAAAACAAAAAUGCUGGUGGAAGGAAAAAAGGGGGAGACUACUCUACUAAUCAAUCCUACUUCAAUAUGUACAAUGGCGUAGGGGGCGCAAACAAAAUGGACCAGGCCAAUGCAGGCAGUCAUUACAAGUACGAAGAGGACCUGCUGGCCAAGUCCCCCAGUGGGGUGAACAGCGCAAGGAAACUUGCUCAGGGCGGCGAAGUGGUGAACGGUUCAUUUUACGGCACAGGCUUCUCACCAAAUGAUGCAUCAAAUGCUCACCACCGAAUGGGUAACGCGGAACAGAAUCGGAAGCAGCAGGUGGGGGAGUCUGGACGAGGUCUCGUGGGGGAGGAAGGAUACAACAGCAAAGGUAUAGACACCGUAGGGAAGAUGGUUCGAUGGAAAGAAAACCAUGAGGAUGCUCAGCAGAAGGGGGAGGUGGUGAACCCUACGGUUCAGGUUGAAGAAGAUAAGGGCAACGAGUACUACUACGAGAAGACAUUAGAUUUCCUCAAAAAAGAAUUCAGCGUCCACCACAGUGACAACAUAAACAAUUAUAUUAACGACAGAGACAUGUUGGAAAAAACGGCUUUUGUUAAGCUUGUGAAUUUUGAAAAAAAGCUAGCUACUGAGCGCAAGCGAGUUCUGAAUUACUAUCACGAAGACAGGAAGCAGAUUUAUUCAAGCACCACAAAUAAGGACAAACAAUUUUCUCACAUUUUUUUUAACAAUGAAAAGUACUAUGAUGCAAAGGAGAUCCUGGCCUAUCUGCUACCCUACCAUACGUUUUACUUGGACGAUAUUUGUAUAGAUUCGUCUGACGAUGAUGAAGAAUUUUGUGAGAACCUCGAGAAGGACGUUAGGGAAAUCGAUGCAGGUAUCUCCCAGGUCAAGGAUUCCUUUCGUGCAUACACGAACCCCUCCAUGCUGUGGAGUUUCAACAAAAUAAUCGACAGAACGGAUGAUGAGCACAACAAGAGGAAAAAAGUCGCCGACUGA
This is a messenger RNA of Plasmodium fragile, 2085 nucleotides long. RefSeq lists its product as uncharacterized. Bases 1 to 2085 code for a protein of 694 amino acids. Lineage: Eukaryota; Apicomplexa; Aconoidasida; Haemosporida; Plasmodiidae. The transcript is spliced from 2 exons. The record is from RefSeq and is a predicted model, not a curated record.